Magallana angulata is the source of this 3157-nucleotide messenger RNA. RefSeq lists its product as uncharacterized. NCBI's taxonomy places the organism in Eukaryota, Metazoa, Mollusca, Bivalvia, Ostreida, Ostreidae. The transcript is spliced from 20 exons. Bases 163 to 3075 code for a protein of 970 amino acids. The record is from RefSeq and is a predicted model, not a curated record.
UCCCUGAAUACGAAUGUGCGGCUAUUUGAAUAUUGACUCUUGUGCACCGAAAAAAUGUGGAUACAUUCACAUUGGUAACUCUCUCAGUCAGUCAGUGGGAGAGCUUCAAUCAGCGCAAGGUUUCAAAACGGAAAAACAUCGAUUACACAUAAAAAUACGAUAAUGGAAGGAGAGGUUUACCACAGAACUCCUUACCAAGCCAAUGUGGACAACUUAACACCAGUAGACUUGGGUGGAUCUGAAGAGACAGAUGAGGAAGAAGAAAGUGAAGAAGAGGAAGUGGAAGAAGAGAUGGAGGAGGAUGAAAUAGAGGCGCCUCUAAGUAGUAUAGAAAUGGCCCAGAGGAUGAAGAAACUGGUAGACCCAGGCCCAUUCAAAUACAAUAGAAAAGUGUUUCUGGCGGCUCUACCUUGUUUUCUCAUUAUUUUGGCCAUAUGUGGAGAACCGCUUCUGCUGUUGGUAUCACUUGGGGUAAUUCUGAUUCUUGUGGUUGACACAGGGAGCAAAAAUCAGAGGACAGUGAUGGUGUUUACAUUUGUUUUCAUACCGUGCCACAUGACCAUACUGUAUUACACAUUUCCUCUUGUGUGGGUUUCAAUCGUGAAUCUUUUACUGAUGAUCAUGAUGAAUUCGUUCAUCUUGUUGACUGGGGGAUGGAUCCUUCUUCAGAUGAUCAUCUUCAGAAAACAGGAGCCAGAGGUUUGUGUGUUUCUGGAGCAGCUGCUGUUCUCCUGUUACCCCGCUCUGUCAGCAUGCCUCACAACUUGGGCCAUUGCCACAUUUAUUCCUCUCAAAUAUGUCCCAUUCAUUUUGCUUUCUGUAGGAUUUGUUUUAUUUCAAGUCUUCGUAACACCAUCAUCUUCGUCUUUUAAAAACAAUCGGAAGGAUCACAAAGAUGAUGUGAAUAUCCUUAACAACAGCAUCAUUGCUGCCAUGACAGCUGGAUUUUGUUUACUUCCUAUUUUUCUGCAGAUUUUCAUUGGUGUCCAUGAGAGAGGUUUCCAUGGAGUCAUUCAUUUAGGCUUUUUUUUUGAAGCAGUUUUCCUUUUAUGCUUGGCCUUGUUUAUGUCAACUUUAAUGAACAUCAGGCAUGUUGUAGAAGUAAUUGGGUGUCAGUACAGCAUUGUGGUCCAACUUCGGAGUCUGUGUGGUGGCCUGGCAGCUCUUCUCUCCUAUCCUAUGUUUUUAGAAUUGGGGGUCACCUCACAUUUCCUGUCAUGGCUGCCUUUUGCAAUUGGAGUAUAUGCUGUGUAUGGAACUUUGUUAAGCUUUAAAAAGCUAAAGGUUGUUUCACUGGUGUUUUUUGUACUAGCAGUGAUAUUGUCUAUGGUUUGGGCAAUCAAAUUGCCAUGGAAGCUUUCAUAUACCUUUAUGUUUGGGAUUUCUUUGAAGAUGAUAUUUUCGCUGAUGAUUGCUAACUCAGUGCUGUGCCUGAUUGUUGCUCAUCUCUCUUGUCAUGGAUCCCAAGCAGCAUUCAGUUUCCUUGUUGUGAUGCAGACUAUUGUGUUUAUAAAGUGUGAGGUGAUUCUCUUUGACUCCCAUCUAUACAGCUGGCCACUGUCUAUGGUUACUGGCAUUGCUGCAUCUUACACUUUGCAAAGAUUGCAGGUUGCAAGACGACUACCAGUCAGCUUGUCCUGUGCUUGUAUGUCAGCCCACGUCACAAAGUCAGUGCUGGUUGCCAUGGUGAUCUUCACAAAGGAGGCUAGGGAGCUGCCCUACACCAGCAUCUUAACCAUGUUCUUCUUGAUAUUUAUGAUGAUCAAAGUUCUACUGCUAGAAGUUCCCAUUGAUAUACCAAAGAAACAGCUGACCAUUAAUGUGAGCCUGAUGUGUGUCUCUGUGCUACUGAAUGCUAACCCUGUCCUCUUUAUUCUGGGCUCUUAUCUGUUCAAGGUCCAGGCCAGCGCUGCUGAUGCAAUGGGGAUCUGUUUUAUAAUUUGUGGCAUGCUGAUCAUAGCAACCUGCAUCCUUCACCUCCCAAACGAAGUCAAGAUGAAGCAAUUUGGAAUUUUGGGAGUGGUUACUGGGGUGAUUGUCAUCUUAUUCCAGCCAGAUGUAUCAUUUACAGCGUACGUGAAUGGCAUAUUUCAGUGCAGCGAAGUAAUAAGCAUCAUGUGUAUGAUUGUCAUUAUGUACACGGACAGUGUUCAGUCAUUUCCACACAUUGUGAUAGCGUCUGUACUAGUUGGAAUCACCCCGGGAAUCCGAGCCGCGCUCUAUCUGUAUCCUACGGAUCAUGUGCCGAUUACCAAUCUCAUUUUAUUUGGAAGCGUAUCCAUGUGUCUUGUGUGCGCUCUCUUUUCUUUCUCAAAAUCUCAACAUCUGGGAUGCAAGUUUGAGAAAAAUAUACUCACAGUGUGUAUGCUGGUGGUCACCCUCAGUGUCCUGUCCUUGAUUGUUGACCUGGUAUCCAAGGAACGCAAACAACCCAUUAUGCAUCUGCCAUCUUGGAAGCUCUUUCUUGCUGCCAAUCUUAUCAUCUGUACUUGCACAAAAAUAGUUGUUUCUAGGACAUCUGAAUAUAUUCCAUUGCAUGAGAAGGACAACAAAGAAAUUCCCUAUCUACCGUUAGUGGGCAACAUCACAACCAUCACUUCCUUCUUCUUCCUGUGUCUGUUGGGGCCUGCUACAGGCUUACUUUAUGAUAUUUGGUGUUGCGGAUCAAGUGUUAUUCUUAUGUGCCUACAGAAAGAUAUGAAAACCAUAUACAAUCUCAAAGACUCCAACCACACAACUCCCACCAAGCUGACUGCUGUUGCAGUUUUGGUCCUAUCUUCUGUUUGUCGUAGUGACCUUUGGCAUUCAAGUUCAUGGACUUUUGUGAGGUCGUGUCUAGAAAUUGGUCUCAUCCUUGGCACCACCCCUAUCUACUAUGUGCUGUGGGGGGUCUUAUGGAAGUCCACAGUGUUGCUGCCAGAGCCGGUGGUUGUGUUUUUGUUGCCACUUAAUGUUGCUAUGUUGCUCUAUGGCAGCAGCUGGACAUCCUGGACAUUAGCCUUUGUAGGAGCUAGUUCUUCUAUCUGGUUGAUGUCAACACAAUUUAAAUUAAUACCUUAUUCAGAAAAAAAAUGAUUCCUUUGUACUGAUUCAGUUUUUUUACUAUAAUUCGCAUCGUUUUACUUUCUAAUAAUCAAUAAAAUUUCAAUGAAAUUGA